Molecule: messenger RNA, 225 nt
Organism: Cetraspora pellucida
Lineage: Eukaryota; Fungi; Glomeromycota; Glomeromycetes; Diversisporales; Gigasporaceae
Source: the annotation of a GenBank genome assembly
AUGGCCCGUGGAAAUCAAAGAGAAAAGGCUCGUGAAAAAAAUCAAAAAAAACAACAAAAAGUUCCCAAGAAAAAAGAGGACGGAGUCACUUUCAAGAAACGUGCAGAAAGAAGGUUUGCUUAUGGACGUAUAUGGGCCGCGAUUUAUGGCUCGAUUCGUUCAUUUGCAAUUUUUGAACCUUCAUUCCACGAAAGCAAAAAAAGGAUAAGAAAUAACAUAAGUUAG